CAGAAGAACACAACAACAACAACUACAGAGAUACAGCAUGGAUCUUCUCCUUCUGCUGGUUGCUUUGGGGCUCGCAGGAGCGUCUCCCCUGGAGGACUACAGGGUGUGCCAGCCUCACUCCAGGCCCUGGCAGGUCUAUCUGCAUGGUGGAGGAAUGUCCUGCAGUGGAGCUCUCAUUAACGAAUGGUGGAUAGUAACUUCCUUUGACUGUACACCCACAUCCUACAGAACCAUUGCAUCUCUUGGGGAACAUGACAUUACUGUAGAGGAGGGAACAGAGCAGCACAUUUAUGUUGCUGAAGUAAUCCGUCAUAGCCCCUACCGCUCACCUCUCCACAGCCUCACGAUGGUCCGUCUGGCCGAACCUGCUCACUUCAACCAGUACGUCCAGCCUGUCCCUCUGCCCAGUCGCUGCCCACAGCCUGGAGAGACCUGCCAUGUCAGCGGCUGGGGAUCCACCAUCCCAAAUCAAUAUGAGCCUUCCCCACCACUAAAGUGUAUAACUGUGCCUGUUGUGGAUGACCAGACUUGCAUGAACACGUUCCCUGAGUUUUUGUUCUGGAGCCCUCACAUGGUCUGCGCUGGUCAAGCAAACACAGAUAACUGCAUGAAUGCUGGUGGCAGUGUGCUGGUGUGCAAUGGCCAGCUGCAGGGAGUGCUGUGGUUUGCACAUGGCUGCAGAAACCCAGCUGAUCCCAGCGUCUACAGCAAGCUGUGCACGUACAAUAACUGGAUCAACAGUGUGAUGGAUCGCUAUGCACCCACUGUGCCAACUGUUACCACCCCAAUGAUGACGACAUGAGGCAGCAGAGAGACUUUUAUUCACAGAUUAAAUGUAAACACUAUAUGUUAUAAACAUUGCUUCUGACCGCUUUAGUGGGAAGGUUCAGUGUUAUUAAAACUAUGCUUAAACCCAAAGUUUGGGGGUUGCCCUUUCAGCUAAUUAUGCAAAACACAGCACUACAACAUUUAAUGAAAGUGAUACUCUAGGUCUCAAAUGUGAAAAUUUAGCAAAAAAUUAAAAAUCUGUA
Molecule: messenger RNA, 1031 nt
Organism: Morone saxatilis (striped sea-bass)
Lineage: Eukaryota; Metazoa; Chordata; Actinopteri; Moronidae
Product: trypsinogen-like protein 3
Exons: 5
Coding region: 38-802 (254 amino acids)
Biological process (GO): proteolysis
Molecular function (GO): serine-type endopeptidase activity
Source: RefSeq, a predicted model, not a curated record